GCCUGCCCGGAGCCCCCAGCCGUGCCCCGCUCGCGUGGAGUGCGGGGCAGGGGUGUCCUUAGCACCGUGCCUGCUCUGCCCCUCGGGAGGCGGGGUGAAUCAGCGGCCUGUUUUGUUCACCGUUGCUCAGGCGGGGUCUUGUGGGUGGCCUGUCCCUCCUAUCUGGCAGGGAGACCUGGGGGCCGCUGGGGUGCGUGGAUCCAGUGACUGCGCUGCAACAGGGUGCAGGCUGUCCUGUCACACAUAAGGUUAUUAAAAAAACCCAUGCCCUAAUACCGUCUUUUUAGCCUGAAGACCGGUGCUCGGUCCACAGGUAGCUAAAGCAUUAGCCAAAGGCAGGUAAAAAAAAAACAAACCCAAGCCCAUUAUCAGGAGGCUUACAUUUGCCAUAUAAAAAUGUGCAUCUCCAAAAGUUAGUUUUAGGAUGCAGAAAAUCGGCAAGACUGAAAAUUGGUAAGAUUGAAAAUCGGUGUGCUUAAAGCUGGGAAUGUUAGGUAACACCAAAGGCAGUUGUUUAAUAUAUACACAAACAAAAAAGCAUGCUGUGAGAAGGCAAGCUGAGUGUGAACUCGUAUUCAGUGAAUGUAGUUAUUCUAGGGUUUUUUAUAAAAAUGACAUAUAUUUUUCAUUCUGUUUUUAGGAAGUAUUCAACAUUAAUUAAAAUGUCCUCUACCAAACCUCCAAAUGAAAAAGAAACACCCAAAGCGGGAAAGCCAGGACUGAGGAUUUUUUUUGGUCAGAACAAACCCGUGAUGGCAUUUGGACUCGUAGCAGUUACCCUCUGUGUGGCCUACCUUGGUUAUUUGCAUGCAACAGUAGAGAAUAAAAAGGACCUUUAUGAAGCAAUCGACAGUGAGGGAUCCAGGUACAUGAGGAGGAAAACUUCCAAGUGGGACUGACAACAUGAGGAAGGAAAUCGGCAAAUCAGUCGCAGAACUUUUCAAGGCAACUACUGUUUUUUCUCUGUCCGUUGAAAUAAUGGAUAAAUGUCUCUCUUGCUGUUUAAUCCAAUUUAAGUUCCUUUAUAAAAUGUCAUGCCUAUACAAAUAAACUGCAGCUAAGAUAUAUGCGAACAUAAAAGUGAAUUUAAGAAUUGUCUGCGAUCUCCACAGUAUGUCAGAAGACGUGCAGUUAACUCGGAUGUGCAGUCAAGACUGGUAAAUGCCUUAGAAUUUACAUGAUAGUUCAGCUCUCUUUUCUUUGAUGAAGUGAAAAGAGGGGUUUGUCUUUUGUUUUUUAAACAGAAGGCACAUUCUGUGUGAAAAGAACUCAUCUCUUGAUCUGUUGAAAGUUGAUAAUUAA
This is a messenger RNA of Egretta garzetta (little egret), 1302 nucleotides long. It is a transcript of the gene SMIM8, whose product is annotated as small integral membrane protein 8. The transcript is spliced from 2 exons. The coding region runs from base 612 to 899 and encodes 95 amino acids. NCBI's taxonomy places the organism in Eukaryota, Metazoa, Chordata, Aves, Pelecaniformes, Ardeidae. The record is from RefSeq and is a predicted model, not a curated record.